Messenger RNA from Racocetra persica, 290 nucleotides. The record is from the annotation of a GenBank genome assembly. Lineage: Eukaryota; Fungi; Glomeromycota; Glomeromycetes; Diversisporales; Gigasporaceae.
AAAUCCAACAAGAAAGCAGAGAAACGAUCUCUUCCAUCUGAUAACGACUCUGAAAGCACUAAUAUCAGAACAGAAAGUCAAUUAGAAAACAAUACAGAAGAAAUUGUCUUUAUCAAUAUUAUAGAAUAUAUUUCUAAUAAAAUUUCUGAUCUUGAAGAAGACUCUGGUAUUUCUUUUAACUUGCGCAUUAAAAUUGAUGAUAAUACACUAACAAAUGCACAACAUGAUACAAAGCUCUUAGCAAAAUUAAUAGUAGAUGAGAUUGAGGAAGGUGAUGGGUAUAACUGGAU